UACUAGAUACAUGUCUCUUGCUCUCCAACUGUUCGCUAAAAUGCCUCAAUCAAAAUAUUAUAAAAAUUGCUAGUAAUCACAAGGCGAAUUUAUUUGGGACACUUUUGUUAUUAGUCUCGAACUUGCUAGCUACUAACAAAUAUUUGUAACAUUGAUGUAUAAUGUGCUUGUUCGAUUUAAUUUGACACUUCUGAUCUUGUCUUAAAACUACGUACUAAGGCCCUGCAUGUUGAUUGUCACUUCGUCUUGACAAAUUCUUGCUCUGCCACUGGUUGCUUGCAGGUAAGAUUCUUAAUCAUGGAAAGUCUUGGUGGAAAGAUGAAGAUAGUAUGGGAACGUGAACCAGCGUCAGACGUCUGGCAAUGGUGGUCCGCUUGCAUAUUAUAUUGGGGAGGUAAUUGGAGUCAUCUAUUAUGAUUAAGGACCGAUGUCCUGGAUUCCUAUUGACAUAGUAUGCAAAUGGCGGGGGCACUACAAGAGAUUAGGGUGGCCUAGAUGAGACUACAAAUGAUAAGGAACUGAUUAGCUUGACACCUUGAUUAACAGGCUGGUAUAUUUCGACAUGGUGAGGGAACAUCGAAAAACAACACCGAUGUUGAGGAAAGAGAUGCAGCUCAUGGUGUUGGUAUAGGAAACAGCAUUAGAAGAGAGGACGUAACUGAAAUUAGCAGUGAGAAUUCCGCACUGGUGCGGUCUUAUGAUGAUAUUGAAUUCGCAGAUGAUCAGCAAGACGAUGAUGUUGAAGACGAUAAGAACAAGAAGAGAAAGAAAUAUCACAGGCACACUCUCGAUCAAAUCCGAGAAAUGGAAGCAUUAUUUAAAGAAUCACCACAUCCAGAUGACAAGCAGCGAGAGGAGCUGGGCAAGAAAUUAGGUCUCCAUCCCAGCCAAGUCAAGUUCUGGUUUCAAAAUCGUCGUACCCAGAUUAAGACUACUCAAGAGCGCCGAGGAAAUUUGUUUUUGAGAAGAGAAAUGAUUAGGUUUCGUGAUGAAAACAAGGCUUUGAGCGAUAUUAUUACGAAAAGUGCUUGUUCCAAUUGUGGUGCCCCUGCUUCUGCUAAGCACACUGUUAUACCAUCCGAAUUUCAACAGCUAUGGAUUGAGAAUGCGCGACUGAAAUCCGAGAACAAAAGGCUUCUAGAAGUUAUCGGAAAGCAUGCAUCAUCAGAAUCACCUCCAGCUAGAUCAACUUGUUCACCUCGAAAUGAUCAAGCUGUCAAUAUGAGAUGUUCUUUAGAUGCAUUCAGCAACGUUUAUGGGCUAGCAAAGUCUCAAAUUGUCGGGAUUGUUAACAAAUCAAUUGAGGAGUUGAUAAAAAUGGCUACUGAAGGGGAACCACUUUGGAUCAAAAGCUUUGAGACUGGUCGUGAGGUACUGAAUUAUGAGGAGUACCUAAAGGAUUGUUCUGUCGAAAACUUUGCAAGAAAAUGGCCAAAUGGAUCAUCUAUUGAGGCUUCAAGGGACAGUGGAGUUGUCUUAUUAGAUCUUCCUACAUUAGUUCAAUAUUUCAUGGAUGCGAAACAAUGGCAAGAAAUGUUUCCAUGCAUGAUCUCAAAGGCCGCUACUGUUGAUGUUAUUAACAGUGGAGAGGGAGUUGGUAAGAAUGGGGCCAUUCAACUGAUGUUUGCAGAGCUUCAGAUGCCAACGCCACUGGUGACAACGCGGCGAGUUUAUUUUUUCCGACAUUGCAAGCAAGUAACCGCUGAUAAAUGGGCAAUUGUUGACGUCUCUAUUGACAAACUUGAAAGUAAUAUUGAUGAAAGAUGUUAUAAGCGUCCAUCUGGUUGCAUCAUUGAAGAUACAUUAAAUGGGCAUAUCAAGGUGAUCUGGGUAGAACAUAUGGAGUGCCAUAAAAGCCUAGUACCUAGCUUGUAUCGCAGAAUUGUUAAUAGUGGUUUAGCAUUUGGUGCUGGCCGUUGGUUGAAAAUGUUGCAGCUCCAAUGUGAACGUCUUGUGUCUUUCACGGCAACAAAUGUCCACACAAACAAUUCAUAUGGUGUUUUCACAUUGGCGGGUAGGAAAAGCAUUUUAGAAUUGGCACAAAGAAUGACAACGAGUUUCUAUCGAGCCCUUGGAGCAUCAAACUAUCAUACAUGGAACACGGCUACAAGUAAAACUGGAGAAGACAUAAGGAUAGCAUGGAGGAAGAAUCUGAGCGACCCUAAAGAACCUCUUGGUGUCGUGUUGUGUGCUGUUUUAUCGGUCUGGUUGCCCGUAUCUCGCCAGAAUCUAUUCAAUUUUUUGAGAGAUGAAACUCGAAGGAAUGAGUGGCAGACUAUUGUGAACAAAGGACCAGUGCGGAACAUAGCAAACCUGGUAAAAGGACAGGACCAGCGAAAUGCAGUUACUAUUCAGGCCAUGAAACAAAAUAGAAAAAGUGUGCGGAUACUCCAAGACUGCUGCACGAACGCCUUCGAGUCAACUGUAGUUUAUGCACCAGUGGACAUCAGUAGCAUGCAAUCUGCAAUGCAAGGCUGUGAUACAAGUGACAUUGCUAUCUUACCUUCUGGUUUCUCAAUUAUUCCAGAUGGAGUUGAAUCAGGACCUCUCUUACUUUCAUCUGGCACAGAGGGCGGAUCUUUGCUUACAAUCGCGUUUCAAAUCCUUACAAGCAACUCUCCAACAGAAAAUCUCAGCAUGGAAUCUUUCAAGCCUGUGAACAAACUGGUAUCAUGCACAUUGCAAAACAUCAAGACAGCGUUGCGGUGUUAAGUUGAAUGAUGGCUUCUAUUUAACUUUUAAAGAUUAAAAUGCAGGAUAUCUAAGUACUGUAGGGUUAAAUUUUGCAUUCAGUAACUAUUUUCUAAUUGACUACCGCUAUGUUUGGCAACUCAAUUCAAAAUAUUUGAAUUGUGCUUGAAAACUAGGCGAGAUUUGGCGCUCAACAGCUCAAGAUCGUGUAUGUCUUGGAUUGAGCCGUCACACAUAGCUGAAAUUGAAUUUGUUAAUUUGUCUUUGUGGACCUAUUCAAGAACUUCUAGUGUAAGCGAUUACCAGUCACUCUAAGACUCGAUGAUGUGCAACUUCUUCUGUUAUUUUGCA
Molecule: messenger RNA, 3042 nt
Organism: Daucus carota subsp. sativus
Lineage: Eukaryota; Viridiplantae; Streptophyta; Magnoliopsida; Apiales; Apiaceae
Product: homeobox-leucine zipper protein GLABRA 2
Exons: 13
Coding region: 805-2712 (635 amino acids)
Molecular function (GO): DNA binding; lipid binding
Source: RefSeq, a predicted model, not a curated record